CGUGCCCGGGUGACCCGCCGUCACGUGACAGGCUCCAGAGGCGGAAGUGCUCGGGAGCCGCGCCGGGAAUCCCCAGCCAGACGCCCCGCGGGGCCCCGGAGGUCGCAGCGGCCGCGUCGCUCCGCAGGUCCGGAUGAUGAGAUGGCCUCCGAGGGGCUUCCCGGGGAGAAAUCUCCGCUGACUGUGAAAGUUGUUUCAGCAAAGCCCAAGGCCCAGGGCCGCCAGUCUCGGAUAACAUCCUUUGUGGAGAUAGUAGCAGAUGGACUUGCCAACGAGGCCAAGAAAACAGGGAAGCAGACCGGGAGCUCCGAGCUGCUCUGGAAUGAGAGCCUGGUGCUGAAUGUCACUUCGCAAAGCCACCUGGAUCUGAAGCUCUGGAGCUGUCACACCCUGCGCAAUGAGCUGCUGGGAGUGGCAUCCGUCAGCCUCUCUAGCAUGCCGAAGCAGAGCAAGGGGCAAGUGGAGAACAAGCCGAUGACCUUGAACCUGCAGGCAGAGAACAGAGGCGGUCUUCUCUCGGGUGGCGAGCUGACAAUCUUUCUGGAUGGACCUGGCAUUGAGGUGGGCAGCCUGCCUAAUGGCCCCGUUGCAGCAGCCGAAGUGAACGGAGAGUCUGAGAAUCCCGCAGCCGAGGCUGAGGAGCAGCGGGCUGGGCCCCCAGAGGCAUCCCCCCAUCCCAGCGUGUCUCACCCGCCCCCAGAGGCAGAGGAACCAGGCCCAGACAUCCAGGCCUCCCAGGUGGCAGUCCAGGCGCUGGAGACUCUGCCAGCUGGGUGGGAGCAGCGGGAGCUACCUAACGGGAGGGUCUACUAUGUGGACCACAACACCAAGAGCACCACCUGGGAGCGCCCCCUUCCACCAGGCUGGGAGAAACGUGUGGACCCCCGUGGCAGGUAUUACUUUGUGGACCACAACACACGCACCACCACGUGGCAACGCCCCACCGCUGAGUAUGUGCGCACCUACGAGCAGUGGCAGAGCCAGCGCAACCAGCUCCAAGGCGCCAUGCAGCAGUUCAGCCAGAGAUUCCUCUACCAGUCCUCCGGCACGGCUGCUGACAAUGAUCCCUUGGGCCCACUUCCUUCUGGCUGGGAGAAGCGGCAGGACAACGGGCGAGUGUACUACGUGAACCACAACACCCGCACCACACAAUGGGAAGACCCUCGCACGCAGGGGAUGAUCCAGGAGCCGGCACUGCCCCCCGGCUGGGAGAUGAAGUACACGAGUGAGCGGGUGCGGUACUUUGUGGACCACAACACCCGCACCACCACCUUCAAAGACCCCCGUCCUGGAUUCGAGUCUGGGAGUAAGCAGGGGGGCUCCCCUGGCGCUUACGACCGGAGCUUUCGCUGGAAGUUUCACCAGUUCCGCUUCCUUUGCCACUCCAACGCCCUCCCCAGCCAUGUCAAGAUCAGCGUCUCACGGCAGACGCUCUUUGAGGACUCUUUCCAGCAGAUCAUGAAUAUGAAGCCCUACGACCUGCGACGCCGAUUGUACAUCAUCAUGCGUGGGGAGGAGGGUCUAGACUACGGGGGCAUUGCCCGCGAGUGGUUCUUCCUCCUGUCCCACGAGGUGCUGAACCCCAUGUACUGCCUCUUUGAGUAUGCCGCCAAGAACAACUACUGCCUGCAGAUCAACCCCGCCUCCUCCAUCAACCCCGACCAUCUCACCUACUUCCGCUUCAUUGGCCGCUUCAUUGCCAUGGCACUCUACCAUGGCAAGUUUAUCGACACGGGCUUCACCCUGCCCUUCUACAAGCGGAUGCUGAAUAAGCGCCCCACCCUUAAGGAUCUGGAGUCCAUCGAUCCCGAAUUCUACAACUCCAUCAUCUGGAUCAAGGAGAACAGCCUGGAGGAGUGUGCCCUGGAGCUUUACUUCAUUCAGGACAUGGAAAUCCUUGGCAAGGUGACCACCCACGAGCUGAAGGAGGGCGGGGAGAACCUCCGGGUCACCGAGGAAAACAAGGAGGAGUAUAUCAUGCUGCUGACCGACUGGCGGUUUACACGGGGUGUUGAGGAGCAGACCAAGGCCUUCCUGGAUGGCUUCAAUGAGGUGGCCCCCCUGGAGUGGCUGCGCUACUUUGACGAGAAGGAGCUGGAGCUGAUGCUGUGUGGCAUGCAGGAAAUUGACCUGAGCGACUGGCAGAAGAAUACCAUCUACAGGCAUUACACCAAGAACAGCAAGCAGAUCCAGUGGUUCUGGCAGGUGGUCAAGGAGAUGGACAACGAGAAGAGAGUCCGGCUUCUCCAGUUUGUGACAGGGACCUGCCGCCUGCCUGUCGGAGGAUUCACAGAGCUCAUUGGCAGCAACGGACCCCAAAAGUUCUGCAUUGACAAAGUUGGCAAGGAGACCUGGCUGCCUCGAAGCCACACGUGCUUCAACCGCCUGGAUCUGCCUCCCUACAAGAGUUACGAGCAGCUGAAGGAGAAGCUUCUCUACGCCAUUGAGGAGACGGAGGGAUUUGGGCAAGAGUGAGGCCAAUCUGGAAGGAGUCUGAAGAGCCGACCUGUCUGCCAGAAAGGACAGAAUCCUGGGGUGCACGGCAUGGAGUGAUCAUCUUGGGGACCACUGGGGCCAGACCCUGUACAGGAAGCACCCCCCCUGCAAGGCUUGGGGGGGCUGGAUCCCAGAGCCCCCUCCUGCUCCCUCUGAGCUGCAUUUCCCUGGCAUCUCAGCCUCUUAUCAUGGCACUUUGGGUCUCCUGCAGGCCUGCCUCCCCCCCUCCUUCUGUCCAGCUGCUCCAGCUAGGGCCAUUCCUUGCCCACAGAGCACUUCAGCAGCAGUGUCCCCCCUACCCCCUCCUGUCAGCCUUAAUAUUACCAUGAAUGGCCGAGCUCCAGCCGGGCUGGGGCUGCUACAGACUGGCUGGCCCCGAGGCCUUCAGCUGAGCUGCUGCCACUCGUUGGGGCAACUUCCAGUAGCUGCUCUCCAGCCUGGCACAGGAAGUUGUGACUCGGGCAACCCUCCCUGCUUUCAGAUGGAGCCUGGCAACCUUGGGUACUGUGCAGACCAGCUCUUGCUGUCAAGGCAUGAGGAGAGUCCCAGCCAGGAGGCAGGCCUAGAGUCUGGCCACAGCAGGCUCUGGGAAGCAUCCUUGGAAACCUCCAGGCAGAAUUGACCAAAGGCAGGCAGCAUCAGGGACAGUUGACAGACUUCCUCGUGGUUGAUCUGCGUGUGAAUGUCUGAAUUCUGCGACCGAUUGCCCCAGCUUGAGUUUGUGUCAGGGAAGCUGGAGGGACAGGCAGCAAAGGCCACUCCAGCCCCAGGAAGGGUGGGCUUGUGCAUCGUAAUGCUCUUGGGGGGCCUUUGGCCUCCACAGAGGGUAUGUGUAUGAAUGUGUAUAAAAACAUGUAUGUGAAUAUAUAAAUGUGUAUAUAAAUGUCUCUGGACACCCAAGAAUUGCAAUAGCUUUUGAUGGGAUCUUAAGUAGUUUUGUACUGCACCAUCUGCCUCAGUGAUGCCACCUCUGUGCAAUAAACUAUCCGCAGCUGCUCAUGCGUCUC
Molecule: messenger RNA, 3503 nt
Organism: Ahaetulla prasina
Lineage: Eukaryota; Metazoa; Chordata; Lepidosauria; Squamata; Colubridae
Gene: WWP2
Product: WW domain containing E3 ubiquitin protein ligase 2
Exons: 22
Coding region: 142-2475 (777 amino acids)
Biological process (GO): protein K63-linked ubiquitination; regulation of monoatomic ion transmembrane transport; negative regulation of transcription by RNA polymerase II
Molecular function (GO): ubiquitin protein ligase activity; protein binding
Source: RefSeq, a predicted model, not a curated record